This is a messenger RNA of Trichechus manatus latirostris (Florida manatee), 447 nucleotides long. RefSeq lists its product as uncharacterized. The record is from RefSeq and is a predicted model, not a curated record. NCBI's taxonomy places the organism in Eukaryota, Metazoa, Chordata, Mammalia, Sirenia, Trichechidae.
CAUGGCAACUGGUUUUUGAAAACGCCUACAAGACUGGACCUCCUUGGAUGCCAAACCAAGACCAUCUUCAGAGCUGGUCAGUGCCACGCCCUCCCCGACUCCUGUAAGGACUCUCUAAGUUAGUUCCUCACCUGUUGACAAAUUCCUGUGUGGCUGUGGACCACCUGUUGAAGACUCAGCCUGCCUGCUCCCAAGCUCACAGAAGUGAGAAAAGGAGGCCCAAACACACUAAGAAAACACCAAGGCAAAGUCAUGGCUGGGAUCCCAGCACAGACUCCCCAUCCUCCUGCAGUUAAAGUCUUGGCUGAGCUGAGCCCUUUCCUCACAGUGUUUGGCUUGGAUGCUAGACCAGUUCCUCCCUUGGCCUCGAGCCCAAUGACCCACACCUCCCAGAUGAUGCCAGACAGCCCUGGCUGGAAUCCCAGCUCCAUCACUGACUGGUGGUGA